AUGCAGCGUGACUCGAUGGACUCGGAGAGCUCCCGCAGGUUGCUGUUGUUCCACGCGGCCGUCACCGACCGGAAGAUUGCGCCGCCCCGCUUGUGGUACCAGCCAACCCCAAAACCGUCCGCAUUCAGCUGUUGGCGGUGGGAGUGGGGACGGGGUGCGUUGGCGGCGGCGGCAAAGGAGGCGGCGGGGUCGUCGGCGACGGCGAAGGAGGCGGCGGCGAAGGAGGCGGCGGCGGCGACGGCGAUGCCGAGGGAGGCGGGGGCGACGGCGAGGCGGACGGCGGCGGGGGAGCAGGUGGCGGCGGCGUGGGCGGCGGCGGCGACGGCGAGCCGGAUGGCGGCGGCGGCGUGGGCGGCGGCGCCGCCGGCGGCGGGGUUGCAGGCGGCGGCGGCGUGGGCGGCGGCGGCGACGGCGACACGGAGGGAGGCGGCGGCGACGGCGAGGCGGAGGGAGGCGGCGCCGCUGGCGGCGAAAAGCCGCACGCCGCCGCCCUGGCCUGCAGCUGGCAGGAGGAUAGCGCGAGAGCGCGGCCGCGGCCGGCAAGGCGGCGGCGCUCGACGGCGCCGUCCGGUGGCGGCGGCAGGGCGGUGA
Molecule: messenger RNA, 591 nt
Organism: Emiliania huxleyi CCMP1516
Lineage: Eukaryota; Haptophyta; Isochrysidales; Noelaerhabdaceae
Exons: 1
Coding region: 1-591 (196 amino acids)
Source: RefSeq, a predicted model, not a curated record